This is a messenger RNA of Aspergillus welwitschiae, 1163 nucleotides long. RefSeq lists its product as uncharacterized. The coding region runs from base 76 to 963 and encodes 295 amino acids. The record is from RefSeq and is a predicted model, not a curated record. NCBI's taxonomy places the organism in Eukaryota, Fungi, Ascomycota, Eurotiomycetes, Eurotiales, Aspergillaceae. Gene Ontology annotation, biological process: maturation of SSU-rRNA from tricistronic rRNA transcript (SSU-rRNA, 5.8S rRNA, LSU-rRNA). Gene Ontology annotation, cellular component: nucleolus. The transcript has 2 exons.
UUUUCCGCCGGGACGGUGGUCGGUCGUUCAGCAUUUAAUUGUUUGUUUUACCAGCAGCAGCACAAGGAAUUGAAAAUGGUUGGAAAGCGCAAGAGAGACGCUGCUGUUGUCUCCAGGACUACGAAGGUGGAUGAGGAGGAGGAGAGGACGACGUCACAGACUGCAACGACUGAUGCGUCUGCUGCGGACGUUUUUCGCAAAUUCUUUGAAGCGCAGUUUCAACCGUUGGAGGUGCCUGGGGGCCAGGUGACUCGCAAUGAUGAGUCGGAUGAGGAAGAGAGUGAGGACGAGGACUUUGAGGAGGCAUCUGAAUCGGGCUCUGAUUGGGAUGGCCUUUCCGGAGAGGAAGAUGAGGCUCCGGUUGAGGUAGUUGAGCAUCGUGAUAUCAAGAGUCAGGAUUUAAUGGACAAAAAGGCGCGCAAGGCGUUCAUGACCUCGAAACCGCCCUCAUAUUCCGAAGAGCCGAAGCCUGCGAAAAAGAAGGCCAAGAAGGAAAAGAGUGAUGACGACGAGGAGGAUGCCAUGGAUGCGGAUAAUCUGAAGAAUAAUCUCGCCUUGCAACGGCUUCUGAAGGAGUCCCACCUGCUCGAGUCAGCAAACGAACUUGCGCCAACCGGUAAAAACCGAAUCAAGGCUCUUGAUCUGAGAAUGCAGGAACUGGGGGCAAAGGCGUCUCUGUAUAAGCAGAAAAUGCCCACAGCGCACAGAAGAGGUAUCAAGGAGAAGGCGGACAUGAAGGAAGAUAGGCGUCGACGUGAAGCCAAGGAGAACGGUAUUAUUCUCGAGAAGCCCGCACCCAAAUCAAAUCCAGCCAGCACCAAGCGUCGGGAGCGCGGUGUCGGAGGUGCUUCUAUCGGAAAAUUUGCGGGUGGUGCUUUGAACUUGAGCAAGCGUGACGUGGCCGCCAUUCAAGGCCCGCGCCGCACGACAAAGGGCAAGGGCAGAGGCAGAGGACGUCGUUAGACCUGCCUGAGAGACAUGAAUGGCAGUACUAGCCACGCCUGACACCACUCCCAGUCAGAUCCUUUCAUGUCCCGUGCGCGCCCGGAGCGCGGCGCCCUGAUUCGACAUGGGUUGGUUGUCGACGUAUCCUAGCCCCAGUAAUUCUUACCGGAAGAGGGGUUGUAGUCUAGUUUCUUUACAUGAGGAACUCUCUAUCAAUC